Molecule: messenger RNA, 2227 nt
Organism: Aureobasidium subglaciale EXF-2481
Lineage: Eukaryota; Fungi; Ascomycota; Dothideomycetes; Dothideales; Saccotheciaceae
Exons: 3
Coding region: 308-1936 (542 amino acids)
Molecular function (GO): protein binding
Source: RefSeq, a predicted model, not a curated record
UCCAGUUGUCCAGAGACGCGUGGGAGCGUUUGAAGCACAACACACAACUUGCAAUUGAAAGACUAGACGUCGUUGGUGUUGGAGUCGCUUCCACCAAUGCACCAGACGGCACAUUGUCACGUCCUCAUUCGAUGGAGGAAGCAAGACGUGCUUUCUUUGACCUUGUCUAAUAUCAACAGACAAACUCAGGUUGGCAGCACGUCUGGUCCUGAAAUCGAAGACAAUCUGGUUCUGGAAGAAAUGAGCACACAACGACGGGUCGGACACUUACAGCGCCCAGGAGCGAGCGUGGCUGCAUCUACAAAUUAUGGCAAAGGAAGCACAAGAGAACAUUAGGCUAUACAACACACAGAGUGCACAUCUGCACGAGGACGAGCCAAAGGGAGCGGAUCAGGGUUGCAUGAGAGACGAAAGCUGGAUCUCCGGGAAAGGCAGAACGACAUCAUCAAGAAAGCAAGAAGGUAUCAGAGGUCGUAAAUCAAGAGAGAAUGCUUUUCAGUCCAAUACCAUGGCCCGAACAUCACCGGGAUUCACAGAGUCCAAGGUUAUGGAUGAGUUGUUCGUCAGAGUGUAUUCACUUGACCCAUAUCAACCUUGGCGUCAUCUGCGUUGUGCGACUCCACCUCACAACAAUCCCGACAUCACAAACGUACCCACCGAGAUCCUGGUCAAGAUCUUCUCCCUAGUCGAACCAGCAGAUGUCCCAAAAGUCCGCCUCACUUGCAAGAAACUUUGCGAUGCCGCCAAUAGACCCUUUAGCUUCGAGUUCAUCACGGGGAGAAUCCACGAGGUCACUCCCAUGAGUAUCAAAAAGCUCCUCGAUAUCACGGAUCACCCUAUCUUUGGAGGCUAUGUCAAAGCUGUAACCUUUGCCAGUGCCAGGCAUGUGGAACUCGUACACAAGGAUGAGCUCGAGGCUUUUUCAUGCAGGCGCCGUCACGAGAAUCGCCAACGUGACCUCUCGAAUGCUUACGUCCAUACAAAGCGUUUCGCCCACCGGAUGGAACGAAUCUUUCGAAACAUCAAAGCGCGUUCCGGCUGUGUCACCAUCGCCGUUCAAGAUUUCAACACCAAGAACGGAUCAAAGCCAGUGAUCGGCGGAAAUUCCAGAAGGGUCCUCGAGGAAGCUACUAGAACGACAUACCUGACAGCCAAGACUCUCGAGCAGGUGGUGUACGCAGCUCGACGCGCAAGGUGCCCCAUCGAGUGUCUCAGGACGGACAUCUGGCCUGCUCAGUCUUUGACCACCGUUCUUCCGCAGAUCUUAGAGUCCUGUAUCAUGCCUAUGAGCGUACAAAUAGGCAAUAAGUUCGAGGGGACUUUCUAUGACAGCAAGAGAGCACGUCUGGAUAUCACUCAUGGCGGUACCUUCAAUGUUGAUGGUGACACUCUCGUGCCGGGACGAACAACGGAACUACUCAUUCAGUGGGUCAAAGAGAAGAACAUCUCUGAGCUUGCCCUCUCAGAUUGCAAAAUUCGCUCCAGGUUCUCAACUCGCAGCUUUCUUGCAUCUUGUUUGAGUAGGCUCGAAUUCGACGUUGUAGAAUGCUCGUCGGACAGUCUUGAUGCUAACGGGUGGGGUGAUCACAUACAGAGGUUUUCUAACUUACCUGGGCUCGUGUACUGCAGAAUGAACCGUGUCUCUUACCGAAUGAACCGUGUCUCUUACCAUGCGUCAAUCGACUUUGACAUCAUCGGAAACACCAUGCAGCUAAUCAUUGGCAACGGUCGUUAUGCCACCAAAUCCGCACACUUCGACCUCUAUUUCCGAGACGGCUCCCGGCGCUUCGAGUCCAGUGGCGAUGGAGUGUGCGCAGAACUCAAGAGCUUGGCCUGUUACGUCAAAGCAGCCGAGGCAGACAAGCGCCAGCGCAUCAUCGCGGAUGGACGUGUUGACGAUUGCAUUAUUGGCAUCAUCGACCAAGUUGAGGAGUGAACCAUCGCUGAACUCACUGGAGGUCGAGUGUCAGCCGGGGUAUCAGGUUUCAACACAGCGCAUGUUUCAGGUGGAUUGGGAUCUACUCUGAAGCCAUGUUUCUACUGUAGAGCAAUAGAAUGGGAAAAGCCGAUGUCAGAAUGAGGAGUACUUCGGUCAGCAAGAGGAAGACUAUAGGAGGACAGGGACUGGGUAGUUCCAUGCACGAAUUAAAGAUGAAGGAAACUGGGACGUCUACAGUAGGAUACCCUAAUCCGACGAAAUGACAACAGCGUAAAUUCUCUCAUGACU